Molecule: messenger RNA, 1125 nt
Organism: Colletotrichum spaethianum
Lineage: Eukaryota; Fungi; Ascomycota; Sordariomycetes; Glomerellales; Glomerellaceae
Exons: 2
Coding region: 1-1125 (374 amino acids)
Source: RefSeq, a predicted model, not a curated record
AUGUCCCCAAGCAAACAUAACCAGCGGCACCGCAAAGCGUACAGAUGCGAUGUCGCCGGAUGUUCCCGGAAGGAGGGAUUCGGCACCUUGAACGACCUUGACCGACACAAGGGCAGUGUUCACCCUGAUGUCUUUAACGCAGGCCCUCGAUUUCGUUGCCGGAUUGGCCAAUGUCAGAACAAGGACAAGAUUUGGCCCCGGGCGGACAACUUUAGACAGCACCUGAAGCGUGUGCAUCGUCAGGAUGUCAGCCCUGAGGAUGAUCUUAGCGAAUAUUCGCUGCAGUCAUCGCUCCAGAGACCCCAGGACGAUUCAUUCCAACAGAAUGCGCAAGAUGCUCUCGAAGGUGUAGGCUCGGAACUUUUCAAGUCCUACGCAGGCUCCAUGGCCUGGGGUGGUCGGCCGCCGGCCUUUGAGGAUAUUCAGCUAUCCCCGCAAGAAGAACAGCCAGCAUCCAUGGACCUCAUCCUCGACCCAUCUCUAACAACUCCCGAUGGUUCAGCAUCGGACGUAGAUAUGGCUGGUUCUAAGGUACAGUUACAGAACGAAUUACCUGAUCCGGUUCGUGAACCCACACGCCAUGAAUUCGUACAGCCCAAAGAGAUCACGAUCGCUCCAUCUCCAAAGGCCGUUAUUGGUGGACCGAAGCACGAAAACUCCAAUGGACUUCGUGCUAACCAGCCUCAGCGGUCCUCUAUCAACUUGAGCGUCGGCUGCGAACGAGAUGCCACUAGCCUGAAUAGAACCCAGAGUGAGACUUUUCAUAGUCCUCUAACGGAUAGCAUGGACUGCGAUGACGCUGCCAAAGUUCCAUGUCAUCGAUCCACAGGCGGAUCCAGUGCAAAGGAACGACCCGUCGACCAAGAGGAGCAGCCAACGAACCAGUAUCCUUCGGUUCGCCAGAACAAAGAUCUGAGCCAACAAGCCAUGUUCGAUAUCCUUUCGCAGGUGCCUAAGAAUAUCAUCGAGACAUUCUUGAAGUCCCAAACGGAAGCCGCUCCUCAGAAACGCGUACCAACUCCGAACAUCAGUGCCAGCGGCCCUCAUCGAUGCCCACAUGCUAGCUGUGACAAGGGCUUCAGCCGAAAAUGCGAGCUCAAGUAUGCAAUCUCCGCCACGCCUUGA